GUCGUUUCUUCAGAAGUUGUCAAUUGGCUUUGCUCAACAGUGAGGACGCUCCAAAAGAGAGUCGCCGAAUUGGGGCGAGCCAGAGAGACGCCGCGCGUGAUCUCAUUGUUUGGCGCAUUGGAAUUCAGAGUUGUGGCUCCGAGGUAUAUUAAAUAUGGAUCAGAGUUGCGGCAGGGCGUUUGUGUGCAGAAGAUAUAUGCUCCCCGAUAUUUUCGAUAUCUCGAUUCUACUUCCGAGGGUAGCUCAGCUUCUGUUUUUGACGAUAUGGAGGAGGAAGAGGAGGCGGCAUCUGCUUCAUGUGGUCUCGCGCAUUCGGGCUUCUCUGCAGGGAGUACGAUUUAUCUUUUUGAUGCCAUUUGUGGGAAGGAGGAACAUGAAAUGAGUGGUUCCAGGACGGAAGAUCCCUAUGCAAGCUUGGCAAAGUCUUCCCCUCGGCAAAAUGUUGGGGCGCCAGUUUCUUCGGCAGCUGUUGGAAUGCACGUUCCUACUGCAGAUGUUGGCAUGCAGGUUUCUUCAGCAGAUGUUGGAAUGCAAGUUUCUGGGAGUGCUUCAGCAGAUGUUGCGAUGCAAGUUUCUUCAGCAGACGUGGGAACGCAAGUUUCUUCAGCAGAUGUUGGCAUGCAUGUUUCUUCAGCAGAUGUUGGAAGGCACGUUUCUGGGAGUGCUUCAACAGGCGUUGGAAUGCAAGUUUCUUCAGCACAUGUGAGAUUGCAAGUUUCUUCAGCAGAACAAGAUGUUGGCAUGCAUGUUUCUUCAGCAGAGGUUGAAAUGCACGUUUCUGGGAGUGCUUCAACAGGCGUUGGAAUGCAAGUUUCUUCAGCAGAUGUUGGAUUUCAAGUUUCUUCAGCACAGAUGUUGGAAUGCACGUUUCUGGGAGUGCUUCAACAGACGUUGGAAUGCAAGUUUCUUCAGCAGAUGUUGGAUUGCAAGUUUCUUCAGCAGAACAAGAUGCGGAGGUUGGAAUGC
Messenger RNA from Prorocentrum cordatum, 966 nucleotides. Lineage: Eukaryota; Dinophyceae; Prorocentrales; Prorocentraceae. The record is from the annotation of a GenBank genome assembly.